CCAGCGUAUAGCCUGCCGGAAUCUAUUAGAAGAAGAAGAAGAAGAAGAAGAAGAACGCCAUUUUGAUUGUACGGAGGUGCGACGCAGAAGCUUUAAAAAAAAAAAAGUCAUCGAAGGUUAGCUAAGAUGGGGGCGUUUGCUUCCUUAUUUAAAGGUCUUUUUGGAAAGAGAGAGAUGAGGAUCUUGAUGGUAGGUCUGGAUGCUGCUGGAAAAACCACCAUCUUGUACAAGCUUAAGCUGGGUGAAAUUGUUACCACAAUUCCUACUAUUGGUUUUAAUGUAGAGACAGUAGAAUACAAGAACAUCAGUUUUACCGUGUGGGAUGUUGGUGGACAAGACAAGAUCAGGCCACUGUGGAGGCAUUACUUCCAGAAUACUCAAGGUGUUAUCUUUGUUGUGGACAGCAAUGAUAGGGAGAGAAUCGGUGAGGCGAAGGAGGAGCUGUUCCGAAUGCUGAAUGAGGAUGAGCUGAGAGAAGCAGUGCUACUCGUCUUUGCCAACAAACAGGAUUUGCCCAAUGCCAUGAAUGCAGCUGAGAUUACAGACAAGCUAGGUCUGCACACGCUGCGAAGCCGCAAUUGGUAUAUCCAGGCUACAUGUGCUACCAGUGGAGACGGUCUCUAUGAGGGUCUGGAUUGGCUUUCAAACCAACUAAAGAAUGUAAAAUGAUACACCAUUCCACCUUCUCUUAUCGCUUUAUUUUUCCUUUUUUUUGGAGGGGGGGUGUCUAUGCAGGGUGAUUGCACUGGUUCUGCUCUGUUUUUCUUCUUCUUCAUGUCUGGAUGAAUGAAUGUGUGGAUGUGUGAGCACUGAGUGGGAGCAGCCCUGUUGUGCCUUAAAGCUCUGUCACCGGUCCAUCACACCCGUAUCAGUGCAUCUGAAGGCUGUCAGUCAUUGGCGCCAAAUUGAUCAGGAGUCCUGUGAGUUAAACAGGUGGCAAUAAUCAAGUUUUUAACAUUUUCUUUUCAUGAUUAAUCAACUUGACUCACAAUCCCGCCUCACACGACGGGACGGACGUUGUAAUUUGUGUCGUGUUUGGGAAAACAGUGUCCCACGUCCUAAUUAUCCUCUAAUCCGUUGCACUUGGAAGCUGGAAAACUCCAAGUGCAUCAUUCAAACGUCAGUGGUUUCCAUUUGCUUGUGCUGGGGGGG
Molecule: messenger RNA, 1152 nt
Organism: Thalassophryne amazonica
Lineage: Eukaryota; Metazoa; Chordata; Actinopteri; Batrachoidiformes; Batrachoididae
Gene: arf2a
Product: ADP-ribosylation factor 2a
Exons: 5
Coding region: 127-669 (180 amino acids)
Biological process (GO): intracellular protein transport; vesicle-mediated transport
Cellular component (GO): plasma membrane; cytoplasm
Molecular function (GO): GTPase activity; GTP binding
Source: RefSeq, a predicted model, not a curated record